GUUGUAGGGUUCAUUAAAAAUAACACGCAAGACUAGUGUCCCGUCCAAGUCAAAUUUAGUCCUUACAAACGUUAAACAAGUGUUUUCUUUCCGCAAUUUACAGUGUGACAAUUUGGUCACACUCGCAAUUAAACGACGACUCUCAGUGUUUAUUUCGGUUAUUCGAGAUUUAUCGUUUCAACGAGGAAACCGUGUUCAAUUGCACAUAAAAUUUAAAAAACAUAACGUUGAUGGUGAAUGGUUUGAGAUAAUGUCGAGUAUGAAUUAUAAACAGGCAGUUAUGCCUAUUAUAUGGCUCAAUUGUAUAUUUUGCAUGGGUAUAUUUGAAAUACCCAUAAAUCGCCCACAAUAUUUUCUAACUGCUGUCUACAUCAUCUCAGUGUUGACUGUAUUUUUCAUUUCGUUUUACGAAGGAAUUUACAUUUUACAACAAAUAUUUAUUCAAGAACUUAUGAUAUUUUACGUUGUCGUGGGAGUCAACGUCUUAGUUGCCGUCUGGGCUAUAAUUACGUUUUGGCGUUAUAAAUCAGAGAAUAUAAAUAAGAUAAUUAAGAGGAAUGGUAUAGCGGACAAUACUUUAGAAGCGUUGGGCAUAAAAAUAGAUUAUCAGAAAAUAUAUCGCUCUACUCGAUGUCUUACGGCUAUCUGGGUAGUAAGUGCGAUAACAAUGAUCUUCAUGCAUACACUAUGGAUGUAUCGCGAUGAAUACUGGGUUGUCUUUUACAGCAACAUAAGCACAUCUUUUCCAUUUAUAUUAAAUUCUGUAGUGGACCUCACCUUCGCCGCGCUUGUCAGGCAAGUAAUAUGUUUCUUAAAGUAAUAAACAACAACAAUAUUUCGUGAGAAGCUCGACCAGAGGACUUUGUCGAGAUUUCUUUGAUUUCUAAGAUAUUUGUCAAUUAUAAUAAUAUCUCUUUAAUUUGUUUGUAAUGGACAAGUAAACAUAUAACAUGUUUCUGUUUACGUAUUUGAGUACUGAUUAAGAUUGAAAUGCGGCAGAUGUGUUGGAAUGAGAUUUCAGAAGAUAAAUACUCUAAUCAAUAAUGCAGUGCUUUAUGCAAAUGAAUCAAAUGCCUUCAAGAUUUAUAAUCGGUACGAUAAUACGUCCAUUGCAUUUGUCAUGGCGAACUAUAAAAACCGCAAAGACAUGAUAAUGCAUCACAUUCAAACGCUAAGACAUUUACAUUUAGAAAUUACGAGAAUCGGACGGCAAACAAAUCGUACUUUUUGUUUCGUACUUCUGCUCGAAUUGGCAGUUCAUUUUACGAUAAUAACAUCGACUACUUACUGUUUACAUGGUGCAUUUUUUGGCCAAUUAAGGGUGACACUCGACAACGAAAAGAUUAUAUCCAUGGCAAUAUGGGCAUGCAUUUAUUCAUUUAAAAUUAUAUUAAUAAAUUCGCUUUGUUCGAGUGUAUCAACCGAGGCAUAUAAAACCGGCGAAAUUAUACAAUCUUUUGAAGGAUCUAUUAUGGAUGAUGACAUGAAAGAAGAGAUUCAGCAAUUUACACAGCAAAUAAUGCUUAAUUCAUUACAUUUUACCUGUACUGGUUUCUUUUCAAUUGAUAAUUCUCUUACUGGCAAGUUCUUUACCACGGUCUUGAAGUAUGUUGUUAUUCUAAUACAAUUCAGCACACAAAAUGACAUGUAAGAAAAUACUUUAUAGAUAAGUA
Temnothorax curvispinosus is the source of this 1673-nucleotide messenger RNA. RefSeq names its product putative gustatory receptor 28b. The transcript has 7 exons. The record is from RefSeq and is a predicted model, not a curated record. Gene Ontology annotation, cellular component: membrane; neuronal cell body; axon. Lineage: Eukaryota; Metazoa; Arthropoda; Insecta; Hymenoptera; Formicidae. The coding region runs from base 1010 to 1651 and encodes 213 amino acids. Gene Ontology annotation, biological process: sensory perception of taste.